CGUUUGUGAUUCCGCUUCGAUGCUUUUACUAUACCACCUAAUUUAUGUUGAUUUGCAAUUUGCUUUCUGGAAGAGUGUUGUAGCUAGUGGAUGACAAAAAACUUUUUUUUGUUGGUGAGGAAACAGCUGUUUCUCGAUCCUGUUUGUCAAGCAAGGAUUCCUGCUCCUGUUUAGUGUAGUAGAAAAAUAAAACAAGAAAAAUGCAACCUUCUCCUACACCCUCCAAUGGUGUUCGGGGAUCGAUCGUCAACACCGAAACCGAUGGUUCCCGAUUGAGCAUCAUUGCGAAGCAACCGUUGGACUUCCUAACUCGCACCGACGAGGGAAAUUUCACGGUAACCAAUUCCGACCUCAUCUGGAGUGGAAUGUCAAUCCUGAGCCGUAUUAUCAGCAUAGCCCUGAACAUCAAUCUCGCCUACGAUUACUAUCGGAAGGGAAAAAUGGAUUAUUUCAUCUGGACCACUUGUGGCAUUCUGAUUCCCGGUGUAGUAACCGUGACGCUGACAACUUAUAUGUAUAUUCAGGACAUGAAAGAGCAUAAGCGAACGGAGCGGAGAUGUUGUGAAAUGCUGUUUUUCGUCAUCAUAGUGCCGUUCUUGUUUCGCUACUGUCAAUCACUGGCUUACGCAAUACAAAGCAGGAAUGCGAAAAAACGGAACGAUCGUGAAAACCAGAAAAAGUAUUACGAAUUUAUGAUUCAGGAAGACAGUGACGUAGCAUUGGUAAGAAUAUUCGAAUGCCUGCUGGAGGCAGCUCCGCAGAAGAUCCUACAGCUGACGAUCGUCCUGUCCGGUGAAGACCGUAUGACCUAUCCGCAGUUGCUUGCCAUUCUGGGCUCGAUCAUCGGGAUUGCCUGGUGUAUGGCAUCGUAUUAUCGCUGCAUUCGAUUCUCCCAACCGGACAAGCGGCACAUCUCGUGGCUGGGCACCAUCUCGCAAAUACUCUGGCAUUUUUCGGUGACGAUUUCACGCGUGCUGGCCAUUGCCAUUGUCGCCAGCGUGUUUCCAACGUAUAUGCUGAUCGCCUGCUCGGUACACUCGUUCGCCAUGACACUGUGGAUAUUGUUUUUCGAUCGGUCACCGUUUUGCAGUAGCACCAUGUUGCACAGCUUUCUGUUUUCGUUGGUUCUUGGAAUGGUGUUCAUCUUUACCUACAUUUUGCCGAGAGUUGGACGAACGUUCUAUCGGUACUUUUUCUACUACAGUCUCUGUGGAGUGGAAAACAUCGUCUGCGUCGUCGUGUAUUUCUACUACGUUAAUAAUCCGACCAUCAAAAAUACUUACUACCUCCCACUACUGGCCUUGGCAUCGAUUGUACCGUUCCUGUUUGGAAUUUUCUGCAUGAUUUGCUACUAUACACACUUCCAUCCAAAUAAACUGUCCCGAAAGCAACCGAUCGGACCUGCUAGCGAUGCAAGCGAGAGCAGUGCAUCGUCGGCGAACGGGGAUCAGACGCAGAGUUGUGCGGCACCGACUGCCAACCGAUACCACCAAUGACGGACCGUUUCGUUAAAAAGUGUCCCCACAUAAUAAGUGAUUGCUUUUGGUAUUAAUAGGUUAAUGUAGUUUGUAAGUGUACAGUGUUCCAGCCGAAAAGUUAUUCCAAACUUCACCAGUUUUUGUGUGUGUUGCGUGUCUGUGAUUGUACUGUUUUUGUUUUCAAUUGACAAUUUUUUGUUGACGCUACGAGAAAUGCAGACUGAACCCGCAUCAGAUGACAAGAUAUGUAGAAAAUAUUUCUAUUUUGAAUACUCGUUUACAUUUUGCAAUAUAGCGAUGUAUACAUAUCGAUAAA
Messenger RNA from Sabethes cyaneus, 1794 nucleotides. RefSeq names its product XK-related protein 6. The transcript has 2 exons. The record is from RefSeq and is a predicted model, not a curated record. Lineage: Eukaryota; Metazoa; Arthropoda; Insecta; Diptera; Culicidae. Gene Ontology annotation, cellular component: plasma membrane. Gene Ontology annotation, biological process: phosphatidylserine exposure on apoptotic cell surface; apoptotic process involved in development; engulfment of apoptotic cell. Bases 201 to 1496 code for a protein of 431 amino acids.